Botrytis cinerea B05.10 is the source of this 1203-nucleotide messenger RNA. RefSeq lists its product as hypothetical. Lineage: Eukaryota; Fungi; Ascomycota; Leotiomycetes; Helotiales; Sclerotiniaceae. The transcript has a single exon. Gene Ontology annotation, biological process: DNA replication, removal of RNA primer. Gene Ontology annotation, molecular function: RNA-DNA hybrid ribonuclease activity; nucleic acid binding. The record is from RefSeq and is a predicted model, not a curated record. Bases 330 to 1112 code for a protein of 260 amino acids.
AUUCAAAAGCCAUCUGAAUACCCAGUGAGGUCAGCUGCUGAGAAGCUGCUGAAUGUAAAGCCUGCUUCUGUCUAUUCUACUUCUAUAUGUGCCCACGGACAAACACGUAUAACGCAAACAUUCUCAAUGCAAACACUCUCAACGCAAACACUCAUAAUGCAAACACGCUUAAUAUAAAAACGCUCAACGCAAAUUCCCUCACCUCAGAUUUAAAUCCUGAAUUGAUCACAUACAUUUCUGAAUCUAACUUGUGGUGUGGCCUAGAGAUUGGCAAUAUCCACCCAUCGGCAAAACUCACCCUACAUCCCAAGUGAGUUGUUAAUAUCAUCAUGCCAGACGAAAAUGAGGAUUCAAGGCCUUCUGCCCCUCCUGAAUACGACGUAUUCGAUCCCCGCGAGGCUUUCACGUUGCUCACCUCCCCAAGAAGCGACGAGCGCACCGGCUCCCUCGAGCGCGACCUUGAAUCGGAUCCCAUACCUAUCAUUAGAAGAUUCUAUCCUCCCCUUCCCACUGACACGCCUACUAUACUUUUCAACCCCGCUCACCGUUUCAUCCGCCGCACUAACCCUCGCGAGAUACUGAUUUACACCGAUGGUUCCUGUCUAUCCAAUGGUCUCGGCGGGUCUCGCGCCGGCUGUAGUUUCGUCAUCUCCCCUCACCACAAAUUGGGUUUCAGACUCGAAAACUCUGGGCCAACCGGGGAGCUCCAUCCCCAAACCAGCAAUCGCGCCGAACUGCGUGCCGUGGUUGCUGCUCUCGAAUAUCGCGUCUGGCAAGGCGAUAGCUUCGGGGCCUGGGUUCGUCUCAUCAUCGCUACCGACUCUGAAUACGUGGUCCUUGGCGCCACUGAGCGAAUCAAUGGUUGGAUUCAGCGAGGCUGGCGUACCAGUACGGGAACUGAGGUUAUGAAUCAGGAUUUAUGGAAGCGUUUGAUAUAUUACAUCAAGAAAGCGGCUCGGCCUUUGAGGUUUUCGGGACCUCCUCAUGGGACUGCGGUGGAAUUCUGGAAGAUUCCGAGGGAGUGGAAUGGGGAGGCGGACGCCGAGGCGAAGAGAGGAGCUCAGUUGGAGGGGGAGCAGGAGUUUCGGGUGAUGAGUGGGAUGAUGGUUUGAUCUUUUGUGGACGAGAAUUAGACACUGCAUAUCGGUGGUGUGAUGACUACCAUCUAUUUCAAUAUUUCACAAUUAAACAUCUAAGUGCGAA